GGGUGUCAUAGGCCUAUAAAAAGGUCAUUGUAAGUGUAACAUAUUAUAAGACUAUCCAAAGGAAAAACACAAUGAAGGUAUUAGUUAGCAGAACAACGAAGAAACCCUUCAGAGAGCAGAAGAGGAAAAACAAGGCCUACUCCACCUUCAUCUACAAGAUCCGGAGAGAGGGUGACUUCAUCCCCAUCAUGGACCGUUUAUUGGUGAACGAGUCUACCUGCCCGCGGAGGGUGCUGGUCCGUUUGGUUGGCUCCGAGGCCGCCCGCCUGUCACGGCUCAACAGGAGGAAAGUCAUCACCCAACUAGAGGUCCACACUGCCAUGGCACGGCUGAGACAAGGGAGAAAACAUGCCAGGCAAACGGGCGCCUGAAUGCUCUUAUGAACGCUUUUAAUUGUAUGUAUAUUUAAUAAAGAUGUCUUGUUUUUACUCAUCGUGUUGUCAUUCCAACAAAUCAAUGCACCACUAAAUGUUCAUAACAAGUUGCGCACCUGAAGGCUGUAUAAUUGAAUGUUAAAGCGGUAUGCUCUCGCCUCUAACGGCGGUCCAAUUACUUCGAGGGGCGGGGAAAGGCAUUGCCAUAAUUGAUGCAUUUGCUUGUCUUGUCAGGGGCGCAGAUGUGCGCCAAACUCAGUCAACCAUAGCCGAACUCCGGCGCGUGGGGAAAGCGGAAAUCAAAUGGACCCUUAUGUUCCGCGCUGUGCGUGACGCCCACUCAAAACACGCGUGUUGCUUACGGAAGCAGAAGCGUACAAGACUCACAUUUUGGCGUAGACUCUGCUGCGGCACAACCAAACAUCUUUAUCAACCCAACCGGUGUCCAGGAGGAACAGGCGUGUUCCUUAGAUGAGCUGGGUAGUCUUGGACUUGUCGCAGGUCACUGGCAGCAGAGAACUGGAAGGAAAGGCGGCCAAAGGAGGUGUUGGCUUUGGGGAUGACCAGUGAGAUAUACGAGGCGACUGUAGUGACUGCUGGACGCCUGUAGUGACUAGCAUUAUGGGAUGUGGCACCUCCGUCACCACCGACAACAAGAGGAGACUGACGACAGACCAGAUGGCCAAGAAAACUCCCAGCCCUGCACUGGCUAUGAAGGCAGCCAUCCUGAUCCAGCGUUGGUACAGACGUUACAUCGCCAGGUUAGAGAUGAGACAGCGAUACACCUGGAACAUCUUCCAGUCUAUAGAGUAUGCUGGGGAGCAGGACCAGCUACAGCUCUCCAGUUUCUUCAGUUUCAUGCUGGACAACUUCACUCAACUCAACGGGAAUGGCCCAGAUCUGAUCUCCCACCUGCUGGACCCAGUAGUUGACCCGUGGUCAGACAGAGAGAGAAAGACCAUGUAUGAACAGAUCACUGUUCCUGAGUCCUACAGCGGUCCUCACCUCACCUUCCCCCUCACCGUCUCUCACACCAACGCCCUGCUCUCUGCAUUCAAAGAACAACAGCCUCUCCAUGGCAGAUACAUGCUGCAGUUGUUACACCAGACUAAGAAGCUCCUGAAACAGAUGCCAAACGUCAUUCACCUGUCCACACCCUACGCCAAGGAGAUCACAAUAUGUGGAGAUUUACAUGGCCGUCUUGAUGACUUGCUGCUCAUAUUCUACAAGAACGGCCUCCCCUCGGCAGAGACGCCGUACGUUUUCAACGGAGACUUCGUGGACCGAGGGAAGAAGUCUGUGGAGGUCAUCAUCCUGCUGUUUGCCUACCAGCUCCUCUACCCAGACCACAUGACCCUGAACAGAGGCAACCACGAGGACCACCUCAUGAACCUCCGAUAUGGAUUCACUAAAGAAGUUAUGCAGAAGUACAAGACACAUGGCAGGGACAUCCUACUGCUGGUCCAGGAUGUGUUCAGCCUCCUCCCCAUAGCAACAGUCAUCGAUAACAAGGUGCUCAUCGUCCAUGGAGGAAUAUCAGACAUGACGGACCUGGAUUUCCUCAGCUCUAUAGAGAGACACAAGGUUAAAUCUGCCCUGAGGCUUCCUAGGAGGAGUCUGAACCAUCUGGAGGUGACGAGGAGCAGUAGUCAGACAGAGAGCCCCCGGUGUAGGAGCAGGGGCCAGCCAGAGAGCCCCGGUGUAGGAGCAGGGGCCAGCCAGAGAGCCCCGGAGCAGGGGCCAGCCAGAGAGCCCCGGUGUAGGAGCAGGGGCCAGCCAGAGAGCCCCCGGUGUAGGAGCAGGGGUCAGGACCAUGGCAACACCCCCAAGAAGAGACGUCAUCUCACCAGACAGGGCAGCUCCUCCUCUUCCUCCUCAUCCUCACUGUGCUCCCCCCGGGGGUCGUCCCACCUCACUCUGUGCCGCUGCCUUUCUCCCAGAAUGCUGAGCCCCACCGACAACCUCCAGGUGCCCUUCCUGGACUCCUUCACCGCCCUCCCCGUCCGUCAGCCACCCAGGGAGGAGUUGGAGUGGAAACAGGUAGUAGACUUGCUGUGGAGCGACCCGAAGAGCCAGCCAGGCUGCAGUCCCAACACCUUCAGGGGAGGAGGCAGUUACUUCGGGCCAGACGUGACCAGACGCCUGCUGGAGAGACACGGCAUGACUCUGCUGAUCAGAUCACAUGAGUGUAAACAGGAGGGCUACGAACUCUGCCACGACGGACAGGAGGCCCUAGACCCCCAUGGUACCUCCAGGAGGCCGUUCCUCAGGCCCCAGACCGUUUGGUGGUGGGGGCCCCUCAUGGCCCUCCACGGUUCUCAAGGCCCCAGCCUUUCCCCAGGCAAGCGCCCAGCCUCCCCCAGGGGCCAGGGCAGGCCCCGUGACCAGAGACCCCUGGCGGACCCCCUCCCCCAAUCCCCAACACCCCAUGACCCAACCAGAACUUCCAGAGCCGGGGACCCCGCCUGUUCCAGGAGGGCCCGGAUCCCAGCUCAGCCCGGCACCUCCACCACCCCAGCCUCGCAGCAGACACCAAGGCUUGCCCCCUCCCCUGGCCCUAUGGGGGCCCGUCUGAGCCAAAACCCUCCUUUGGGGCCCCUCCGGUUCCCAAUGGUGGACGUCCCCUCUACCCCCAGCCCCCACCUGGCAGACCCUCAGGACCCCUGGCCCCCCACCCCCGCCCCUGGGGGCCGGUCCUCCAUAUCCAGAAGAUGGACCACCCCACCAUCUUUCAACUCCAAGCCCCCAGCUCGUCUUCCUCAUGACCCUCCAUCGGCGGUGGUGGAGCUCCCCCUCUCCCUCCUGGCUGGGCCCUCACCACCUUUGCGCCUGGGGUUCGGGAGGAGACAGACACACCCCCAGACUACCACAGAGGAACAUUUCACUCUCAACUGUGACAUCAUACCCACAGCCGGUCAGGACCACUGCCACCCCCUCCCAGUGAGAGGCCGCCCCACCAGCAAUACGUAA
Oncorhynchus keta (chum salmon) is the source of this 3344-nucleotide messenger RNA. Its product is annotated as serine/threonine-protein phosphatase with EF-hands 1-like. The transcript has 18 exons. The record is from RefSeq and is a predicted model, not a curated record. Bases 996 to 3344 code for a protein of 782 amino acids. Gene Ontology annotation, cellular component: nucleus; cytosol. Gene Ontology annotation, molecular function: protein binding; protein serine/threonine phosphatase activity. Lineage: Eukaryota; Metazoa; Chordata; Actinopteri; Salmoniformes; Salmonidae.